Messenger RNA from Oryzias latipes (Japanese medaka), 6118 nucleotides. The record is from RefSeq and is a predicted model, not a curated record. NCBI's taxonomy places the organism in Eukaryota, Metazoa, Chordata, Actinopteri, Beloniformes, Adrianichthyidae.
UCAUCCUAUUUGUUGGCCAAAUGUGGAGGAUGGAGAGCCGUCUUGGAUCUGUGUUGCUGCUGGCAAGUGGAAUUUUUUGGUCGGCGUUUUGGGUGACUGAAGCUAUACCUCUUCAGUAUCCUCUGAAUUCAGAUGGAAGCACGGGGGAUGUCUGGUCUGCGUCUCCCCACCUGCCCUUGGUGGUGUCGCUGAUGGUGCUGCUGGCUGUGGUCGUGCUGCUCGUGAACUGCGUAACCUGCUGCAAAGAAAGAGAGAUCAACUUCAAGGAGUUUGAAGAUCACUUUGAUGAUGAAAUCGACUUCACUCCGCCAGCGGAAGACACGCCUUCUAUGCAAUCCCCCGCCGAGGUGUACACCCUCGCCGUUUCUCCUGUUCCCCUGCCCGGACCGCCACACCUGCAACCUCUGGCCAGCAUCACAGAGACAUCUUCAGACUCCCAGGUGGCACGUCACAACUUGAGUUACAUCCAGGAGAUUGGAAAUGGCUGGUUUGGCCAGGUGCUUCUCAGUGAAAUGUACACAGACCCAGGUGGAGUCAGAGUGGUGGUGAAGGAGUUAAAAGCAAAUGCAAACGGGAAGGAGCAGAACGAUUUCUUGCAACAAGGCGAUCCAUACAGAGUUCUAGAGCAUCCGAACAUCCUGCAGUGCCUGGGGCAGUGUGUUGAGGCCAUUCCCUUCCUGCUGGUUUUUGAAUACUGUGAAAUGGGGGACCUGCGGGCCCAUCUGUCUCAGCAGGAUUGGAUGUUCAGAAACGCUGAGCUGCUGCAGUUGCAGAGGAUGGCUUGUGAAAUCGCUGCUGGUGUCACUCACCUUCACAAACACAACUUCCUGCACAGUGAUUUAGCUUUGAGGAACUGCUACCUGACUGCAGAUCUUACUGUAAAAGUAGGAGACUAUGGAAUCGGACCCUACAGAUACAAAGAGGAUUAUAUCAUCACGGAGGAUGAUACGUUUGCUCCUCUCCGCUGGUUGGCCCCUGAGCUGGUGGGGGAGCGCCAUGGGGGAGUUAUUGCGUUGGAACAGACCAAGCCCAGCAAUGUGUGGGCUUUGGGGGUGACGUUAUGGGAGCUUUUUGAAAAUGCAACUCAGCCGUACCCACACCUGUCCGACCGGGAGGUCCUUAAUCAUGUCAUAAAGGAGCAGCAGGUCAAACUGUUUAAGCCACAGCUGGAGCUUCCUUAUUCCGACAGAUGGUAUGAGAUCUUGCAGUUCUGCUGGCUGUCACCUGAACGACGGGCCACGGCAGAGGAAGUCCACCGUCUGCUCAUCUAUCUGCGCAUGCAAGGCCAAAAGGAUGUAGAGGAGGAUUUUGAGCAACGCUGGGAUGCCCUCAAGCCGAACCCCUCCAGCCGGCAAACCAUUAGCCAUUCUUCCUUCCCAAUCCUGGACCAAUUCGCUGAUGAUGCCCUGAGGCAUGAGAUCGACGAAGUCCUUACCGUCACAGAAACCAGCAAAGGUCUUAGUUUCGAGUAUGUUUGGGAGGCAGCCAAGCACGACCACUACGAUGGCCACCAUGCAUGUUCAGGCAUGGACACAACUCUGAACUACCACAGCAUGUUCUUUCCUAUCUCCAGGGAAGACAUCCAGGCCCAUUUUCCUGAUCCUUUAGGUAAGACGAGAGGGGAAGAACAUUCCUCAGGAGUCACCGGGAUUCUACCAGUGUUUGAUGCACAAAAGUCUUCAAAUGGGAAUGAAUAUUUCAUACAACUUGAGGAGCAAGGAGAGAAUACAGUCAACAAUGGCGGUAGAGGACAAGACCUGGGCUUUACGUCAAGCCGGCAAGAUUUUGUUGUUCUUCAAGAUGCACGGCUGGACGAGUCCAGCACCGACGCCGACUUCUUCCACCAAAGCAUUGACUCGAAAGAUUCCUACUUACCAGACAGCCACAUCUGGUCAUCUCUGGAAAACGACAGUCCAUACCACACCAAUAUUUUCACAGAAGACGGCUCGAAGCAGGGCGACUCCCCUCCAUGGAGCAAGAGUUUUAUGGAGCUGCCUGACCUGAACGGGAAUCCUUUCAUUGAGAGUUCUAUAGAGGGCCAAGAGGUACACGGCAACCAGAGUUACGGAAACCCUUUUUUAGAUGAUCCAUCAGUUUCUUUAGAAGAGGAGAGGAUGAGCACAGAUGAUAAAAAUCCUCUUCAAACUGAAGAACUGUCUGGAAACUUUGUGUUUCUUAGAGACCACAAGCUGAUGAAAGAGGACUCCGUCAACUCAAGACUGCACCCAACUUUUCUUUUGCCCGGCUUAGUUCACGAACCAGAGGAUACCUUCAAGAUGAGCUCUUGGGAGAACCUUGAGACGUUUGGCAGCUUAAACACAACCGACUCGUACUCAAAACCUGCACCAAGUAGCGCCUCCUCAAGGCAGGAACUUUUAGACUUUGAAAGUGCAAACUUCGAGGACGCCCUGGUCGAAAACUCAACACUGGUGCCUUCCAUUACCGUGGUGGCAGAUGACAACACAAGCAGCUACCUGCCAGUUGUAGAAAGUUCUUCCUCUAAAGACCGCAGCCUGCCACAAUCCUCCGACAGAGGAGCAGACUCCGGUUUUGAUUCUACCUCAGAGAAGGUUGAGAUCGUCACUGAUGGCCACUCCUCCGCAUUUCCUGACAGUGCCACCAAUGACUCUUUGUGCACCUAUGCCAACAUUGCCAGCCUUGACGAUGACGACCCAACGACCUUACAAACCGCCGAUCAGUCCGCGAGGAAGAAAAUGCCGGAAUAUUUCCCAGUUUAUGGAAUGUCUUCGGAAAACGGGCACAGUGAAGACUUAACGAGCAACGAUCUGUUUAGUGAGCUGAUUGAGGACAUGGAGUUGGAAACCACUCUGUCGGAUCAUGACGAGGCUUUCGUGGAAACCAAUGGAGAAGCUGCGGUUCGGUCUUCUCUCUUGGUGUCUGGACCGUCUCUGGACCAGAUCAGUCAGGACAGCUUACUAGAAGACAGCUGUUCUAACACCGUUCCAACCGCAGAGCACCCGGCUGAAACGCCAGACUCUUUAGAUUCUCUAGACAUACACAGGCUGGCGGAGCAGGCCGAUGAGCUGAGCGCUCAAACACUUCAGCACAAACUCCAUCCUCCAUACAAGAUAUCUGACAGCGGCUACGAGACGGAAAACCUGGAGUCUCCGGAGUGGAACUCCCAGCCGAGCGACCGCUCUCCUGUCAAAAAUGGCAGCAGCAUCACAAAAGAGUCAGAAGAGCUGGCAUCUGCAGCGAAUUUGGUGCCACCAAAAAUUGUUAUCUCCGAAGUUGAGGGUUUACUGGAGAAUUGUGGGGAGGACUUCCAUGAGGGCCAGCAGACGGAUCGUCCCGCUGAGGAGCCGUUCAUGGGCGGCAGUUACAGAGACUCUGCGUACUUCUCUGACAAUGACUCUGAACCUGAGAAAAAGUCUGACGAAGCGGCAGGAGGGGCUGCCGACGCUGUGUUGCUGAGGAACUCUGCCCAGAAAGCUGCCAAAGAAAGAGAUAUCGAUGCUUUAUUUUCUGAGCAGGACACCAACGUGGUCGUCCAUAUCGACGCGGCGCUGGAGGUCCACAAGGACUUUGAGACGAGAGUUGCAGAGCCCGACAAAAAGACACCUCAACUUUUUAAUGCUACAUCAGCACCAGAAGAACUUGAAGACCCCGCCGCCUCAUCAAGGAAAGAACCAGAGAGAGGCGUUCACCCAAAGCUGACCAGGACGUACGCCAACGACGGCCAUAAGAUCAAAGAGCCAGACGUAGAGGGCCGCUACCUGGGGAGGGGGGAGGAUCUGGAUGGGCAGGAAGAUGGCGUGGACGCAGACGAGGAGGACGAGAACAGCGAGGACUCGGAUGAUGACCUGCGUGGGUACCAGCUGCACAGCUCCAGCUCUGACAGCGAGGACGAAGCGCCGCACCCCGUGCCGGUGAUUGUGUCCGACGACAGCAACUCAAAGCACCUGAAGAGUUUGUUAAAACCCACAACUUUGAGCAUACCAGCAUCAACUUCCCCGUGUCCAGUGAGGUCCAACGCAGAGAACUCCAGAAGAGCCGUGUCCUUCUUUGACGAUGUUACAGUCUACCUAUUUGACCAGGAGACCCCCACCAAGGAACUGAGUGACCACUUGAGUGGCCCAAACAGUCAGACGUCAGAGUUCAACGGUCCAGUGCCUGCUGCCGGCUUCCCGAACCGCUUCGGUAACUCCGAAAGCUCCACCGAUGAGGAGGGUGGAGGUUUUGAGUGGGACGACGAUUUCACCUCCUCAGCGCCUGCUUUCCGGUCCAGGACGACUAAAGACUCGGUUCCCAAGGCUGUUUUACCUUCAGCCCCCAUGGGCGGCGGGCGCAUGCCGGAGCCCAGCUGGACCAGCUUCUCCGCCUACUCCCGCUUCUCCAUCUCUCCAGCCAGCAUCGCCAGCUUUUCGCUCACGCAUCUCACCGACUCCGACAUCGAACAAGGAGGAAGCAGCGAGGAUGGAGACAAAGAUUAAAGCCAUGGACGACUGGAUCGUUCGUCCAUCACUUUGAGUGACCGGGCUUCACCCGGGAUACAGCACCACCACUUGAUACGGUUUGUGGAGCGAAAGACCCGGCCCAGUCCGAGCCCUCCUAACCUCUGAAGUGUGAUUUUCAGUCCAGUGCAAUUCCAGUUGGGAGAAAAACACACAAAAACAGGAGUAGCUCCCAAAUCUGUUCCAUAAAGACUUCGUCAUGCACAUUCCAGUUGUGUGGCUGCUUCUUUUUCCUUCAAAUGCUUUUCAUUUCAAGACUUUAACGAAGCCAAGAAAAAAGGAAAACCUCGUAAUAUUCCAGAUGAAUGACUUCAGCACACUGGGAAGCGAUCACUACAACCAACCAGGCAAAGUAAGCUCUGCAGAGACUUUUACUCCUCAGCGUCUCGUCGUGUGACUGCAUCAGUGGUUGCCUUCUUUUGUGUGUGUGUGUGUGUGUGUGUGCGCGAUGAAUCGUUCUCCUGAUUGGAGCCGGCGUGUGGGAUCCUUCUGUAGCAGUAUUUGAAUCGAUGUGUUUUGAAUGUGGAAGCCCCAUCCUGCAAAAAGGGUGAUUGUUGAGUCUGCAAAGGGGGACGCACUGUAUAUUCCUUUAUCUUUGAAAGGAGCAUUUACUGUAAGCAGAUUUGUUUUUUUUCAUUAAGCCAUCUCAGUCAAAUCAAUGAUCAAGGUGGUCCAACUGUGAGACAGUUGUAAAAAACCUAAUAAUUGUUAAAUUUGUGUAAAGCUUUAUUUUAUCUGAAAUGUGCAAGAUGCUGGUUUGAUUUUUUUUUUUUUUGUCUCGUUAUCACUGGGUUUAAUGGUGCCUGUGGACAGCUGCUCUCUUAUUUGCUGUCAAAAAAAUUCUCACAGAUCAUGUAAAAAAAACUAUUUUUAAAUGUCUGGAUGAAGAAAAUGCAGACUGUCGAGUGUGCAAUGAAAUUUUGCUGGUGGGAGGAGCUGACGAUUGUGAGGGGGCGGGACUUCCAGUCACAUGAGAACACUACUUAAAAAAAAAUCAAAUAAAAAGGCUGCUUUUCUAAUUGUGGGGCAGAGAGGUUCUCCUUUUCAAGAAUUUCAGUCAAAAACGUUAAAAUAACCUGCUUGCAUUGCUAAAUUAAUUUCUUUGUGCUCAUUUCUCGUGUCAUCGAUGUGGAUUUGAGCGGCUCCGAAUGGGAUGUACAGGUAUGAACUGUAGCUCAUACAGUUAUAUUCCUUUCAGUAGUCACUAGACACCUCUCUCCUGCCCCCUACAGGCCACCUGUAUGUUAAACACCUGUGUUGAAACCAGCAGUCUCACUUGAAACAUCUAUUUAAGGAGAUCUUUAGAUUUGACAGUAUAAACUUGCUUAACCUUGCACAUUUGAGAGAUGUAACUUUUAUGUUAAAAUGUUCCGAUGUAUAUAAAUGUUUGGUUUAUUAUUUUUUUCUGUCUGUAAAUUUGAAAAUGAUGUAACUACGUUGUAGGUAUGAGGUUUUGUUUUUGUAACUUAAAAGCGGAGGUGAAUCAGAGGGACAUAUCACAGCAGUUAAAUGAAGACAAACGUUCUGUCCUUUAAACCUGUAGAUUUUAAAUAUUUUUACUUCAUAUUGAUCAUGCUUAGUGUAAUUGAAAGACAUGUUUAUAAUUACACGGUUUAAUAUGAAAAUAAAUGCAAAUGAACUUA